Molecule: messenger RNA, 693 nt
Organism: Lytechinus variegatus (green sea urchin)
Lineage: Eukaryota; Metazoa; Echinodermata; Echinoidea; Temnopleuroida; Toxopneustidae
Exons: 3
Coding region: 199-693 (164 amino acids)
Source: RefSeq, a predicted model, not a curated record
GCUCGAUCGAUAUCCGGGCGCGGGACGGUCACACUCACAGGUCGGCAUGUUGGUGAACCUUUCUUGUUUAGCUUAGAUUUCACGUUAUUCAUGUCAACGAGAGCUGCAAACAACUUCUCUAAUUGGUAGAAUGUGGACGGACAUUGCAUUCAUUCCCAUUCAGCCAUUGGACUGAACUUGUACUGUAACACAGUAUGGAUGGUCAAUAUGAAGCAAGCUUCAUCGAAUUCCUCCAAGAGCUCUGUACUCUGUUCUGAUAAUUUUGAAGAUGCUUGCUUUGACAGGACUGGGCAAACGAUUCGUCUAAGACAGGAUGCUGUCCCGACCACAUUUAAUUUGCCGCCUCGUCAUCAGAAGAUGGAGACCAGCAGCAUGGCAGCAGGAGCUAAUGUUGGUCGUGAUGAGGCAUAUACCACCAUCAACAAUGCUGCAAUUGCAGUCACCACCACCAAGUCUGCUUCUGUCACUGCCAUCACCAUUGCCACCGCCAUUACCAAGACCACUCCUGACACAAAGCCCCCAAGUCCUCAACUGACCAGAUAUUGCAGCUGGAGAAGGAUAUACCAGGAACUUCAAAGCCAGGGCUUGCCAGUCUCCUACAAUAAGAAAAAUGCCAUGGGCCCAUAUAAACUAGAAGUAGAAUAUUUGGCCACAGUUGUAGAAAUGCAGAGACUAACUUACUGCCACAGGUAA